Molecule: messenger RNA, 609 nt
Organism: Exophiala spinifera
Lineage: Eukaryota; Fungi; Ascomycota; Eurotiomycetes; Chaetothyriales; Herpotrichiellaceae
Exons: 1
Coding region: 1-609 (202 amino acids)
Source: RefSeq, a predicted model, not a curated record
AUGGCUGUACAAAGAUACUCAUAUACCAAAGGCAAACGACGGCGUCAAGAUUCUUUUGACCAUGAAAUCCAGAUUGAGGAACUGUCUCCAGAUGACAUGGCAUACGAUGGAGACACUGAAGUGCUUCGGCCCGAUCAGUAUGAGGAUAUUGAUUCUGAUUUCGAAGAUGAUCGAGCCUUGAGAAGACUGUGGCCGGAUACAGAUGAUGAACUUGCGGGACGACUGCGACGUCUAUCGUGUGAUGCCCGCAAAGACAACCCAAAAGACCCCAGCGACGAGGCUCGUGGACAGAAGCGCCAGUCGGCAGAAAUGGAUUUGGAAAACGAGCCUUCUCCCCACAAGCGAACCGAAAUCGAAGUAUUGGAAGUAGUAGAUGGCCAACCUGAACAGCGGCCCAUAAAGCGAAGAAGGAAGCGAGCGACCAAGUCCAACAUUGCACACCGUUUGGUCAGGAAGCCAGCACCAGAAGACUGGACAGAUAGUUCAGAGAAGACGGACGAUCAAGAGGUGAUGGAAUCUUCGAAUGCCACAAGCCCUGCUCCUGCAACUCCGGCCCCCACAACUCCGGCUCGCGCUGAGAGAAACGAGGAUGCCAUGGAUAUCAGCUGA